This is a messenger RNA of Wasmannia auropunctata (little fire ant), 4612 nucleotides long. RefSeq names its product RNA exonuclease 1 homolog. Lineage: Eukaryota; Metazoa; Arthropoda; Insecta; Hymenoptera; Formicidae. The record is from RefSeq and is a predicted model, not a curated record. The transcript is spliced from 9 exons. Gene Ontology annotation, cellular component: nucleus. The coding region runs from base 19 to 3672 and encodes 1217 amino acids. Gene Ontology annotation, molecular function: nucleic acid binding; exonuclease activity.
AGCGAUGAAUCAGUUAUUAUGUUGCCCUCAACCGGCUACUUUAAAACGAUAAAUUGCCCGUUUUAUGACGGCGGCUCGUGUGACCGGCCCUAUUGUCACUUCAAACACGCCAGGCGAGAAGAUGCAGGAAGUACAGCAGGAGUGGCCGGGGUGGUGGAGGCCCAGACGGCGGGGCAAACGCAGGAGGACAAACCUACCGAUGUCGUGGCCUCGGCGCCCGACAUGUUGCAACAUCUAGUGACGGAAGCUGUGAAGAAGGUACUCGCGGAUCAGGAAGUUACCGACACGGAGAAGGUUUCGCAGAACAUCGUCUCUCAAGUGGUGGAAGGGCUCAAGCCGACCCUGUCGUCCGGCACCGCCGCCUCUAUACGCAACGCCGCGCCGAUCAUAGGAAAGCAUGUCGCAAUUCCCACACCCAUCACGAAACCGGUGUCCGCCUGUGUCUACAAUCCGACGCCGAUAGCGGAACUGAAGAAGCGUCAUAUACCCGUGGUCUCGUACAUGCCGACCAGGGAGACCAGAGUGGCUGUGAAACGUAAAUUCUCCCCGGAAACGGCUAAGCCGUGGUUGAGCGUCGUUCAGGAGUCGAGCGGUUCUCAGGUCACGCCUGAAGUUACAUACAAGCCCACCGCGAUAGUGAACACAGCGACCGAUCAGGAUGUCGUGCAGGGUUAUGUGCCGACGGUCAAAUCGGACACGUCCUCGUCGAAUUCGUACGAGGACGGUAACUCGAACGACUAUCAGUCGAAAUUUAAGGAGGUGUACUGCCCAAAAUCUAAGAAGAGAAGGGAGGAGUAUGUUCCUAAGAAGAUCAAAGCGCCACUGAAGACGGUUCAGCAGUUGAACGACGCAACUUUGAAUCGGUUCGAAUCCGAUUUCGAUAUGAUAGACGAGAUCAUUACUUCGAAUCAUGCCACUUCUGUGGCGCUGGGCCAGGCGAAAGCGUCGGCCAGCGAGGACUCUCAGGAUUAUUCCUUGGACAUUGAACCCAGGUUCUCCGACGACGAGCCUGUGGAAGACAUAUCUACGGACGAGCAUAACGCAAAGAGGUCCGAACAAACGGAGGAUGUGAACGAGAAGGAGAAGGAGAACUUGCAACACGCAGGGAUAGAUAUUGCGGAUAAACAAACGAGCAAUAAGGAUAAUAAAAUACAUAGCAAUCAUUGCGACGCAAAAACGGGUGAUAUAAAAAGCGAUAGAUCUAAACAGCAUAAGGCAGGUGACUCGAGAAGUUUGUCGGAGAGAAGAGAGGACUCCACUGUGCGGCAGGAUGCUGAUAAGGAAAAAGAGAAACAUAGGAGUCAUAAUAAAAAUAAGGAAGGCGAUAAGAGAGAUCGUCAUAGUUCAGAGAAGAGGGACAAAGAAAGAUCUAAGCAUAAGUCAGAUUCCAGAGAUAAGCACCGCUCCUCGUCUAGUAGAGACAAGGACAAGAGAAGGAGCAGCCGCGACAGUAAAGACUCUUCGCGUGGGAGUGGAGAGCGCUCGGAUUCGCGCAGGCAUUCACACGUCUCGCCGAAGAAAGAACGGAACGAUCAUCACAAGUCCAGCCGGCGCGACAAGCAUAAAUCGAGUUCGAAUUCAUCCAGUUCCAAAUCGAGCAGGCACACGUCGAGCAGAAGUGAUAGGAAACAUCGCUCGGAAUCAAGUCGGAGAUCCAGCGACUCUUCCAGAAAAUCUAACAAGCAUAAAGAAAGUAGUAGCGAAAGGAAUUCAUCUAAUAGAUCUGACAGUUCUGCCGAUAGUGUUCAUUCUUUCAUUGACGAUGAGAUUUUGGAACUAUCAGAUUCUGAUCACGAUGUACAAGAAGAGUGCUUGAGAAUUUUUCAGGAAUAUCAAGCCUCGGACUAUCCGAAAUUAGUAUCGAUCAAAAAGUCUUUGAAAGAGGUGGAAACUGAGAACGUGGAAGAAGUCGGUAGGAAAAGAGUUGCGCAUCCUUCGGCGGCAACAAGUGUCACUAGACAGCUGGGUCCUAGUCAGCCACCAAAAAAGCUUAUAACUCCGCAACAGAAAAUGUACGAGCGAUGGCGUUUGAUGAGACAGGCGGCGACUGAAAAAGCCGCGGAAAGGGCGGCAGAGAAGGCAGCAGCUGAUACGAAGACUCAAGUUACGUCUACGUCAACAGAUCAGUCUCCGUGUAGCGUUACACAAACGUUCACACAACGUGUUUCACUGCACAAAGAACAUGUUGAGCCUAUCUCAUCGAUAAGUAAUAGUGACGUGCUGCCGAAUACGAAUGGUCGCAUUCGAAUCGCUCAUGUCCCAUACGCAAAAUCUCUGGCGAUGGAAAAGAGAAAGGUCGCGGUGACAGCGGCGACGAGCGGGGACGCUAAGGCGAUAGACAACAAAACAAUAGCGCAAACUACGAAGGGCGGUGUGCGCGUCGCUCAUAUACCGCAAGUGGUGCCUCAACUUGUGCGUCCAGAACCGCUGCAGGUCGCCACCCAGAAGUUUCCCUUAAAUGUUCGUCAGUAUUAUAUUAAUAUGAUGCACGAUAUAUGCGUGCAAAUUUACACGAAUGGCGACGACGCGGCGCAACGAGCCGUCAAAGAGGAACACGCGUGUCACGAGAGGUGCAAGGCGCUCGCGGUGUACAAGAACUCAUGCAUGCUGGCGGCUCAUAGAUUGAGGAAGGAGAUAGAUCAAAGCCAGUCGAAUGAGAAGUCCGUUGGUUCGGGCUACGGUAUGAUGUCCCACGAAGCGGUUCUCGCCGGCAAGUCGAAAGGCUCUUGGAGCGUGGUCAAAAGCAAGAAGAGCGUGACGGAUUUUAAAGGAUCAGCGCUCUACAACAUGCUCAAGAAAUGGAUCAUGACGGAGCAGCAGCUUAGAGACAAUGGAUUUCCACGUAAACAUCCAGACGGUCCGAAGGGACGAGCGAAGGUGUAUGUAACGAAUUCGCGGAACCAAAGCGUUUUAUCAAAAGUGCCUAACGAGAGAAUAUGCAGCCGGUGCGGCCAAGCGUAUAUGAUAGAUAAACAGUGCUUGGCUGUACGGCAACAAAAUUGUAUAUAUCAUUGGGGCAGGAAAUUUACAAUUAGAGGCGAGGGCAAGUAUAGCUGUUGCCAGCAAUACGGCUCCGCUACUGGUUGCUGCGACGCAAAGACACACGUAUGGGACUACACGGAUUACGAGAAUCUUCGCGGUUACGUUAAAACUUUAUCGAAAGAUGUUCCUAUGGACGAGCAAGGUGUUUAUGCACUAGAUUGCGAAAUGUGCUAUACUACCCAAGGCUUAGAACUAACCAGAGUGACGAUUAUCGACGAAGAGUGUAAGGUGAUAUACGAAACAUUAGUCAAGCCGCAGAAUCCAAUAAUUGAUUAUAAUACGAGGUUUUCGGGGAUCACGGAAGACGACAUGAAAGAUGUGACGACGAAUAUUUUAGAUGUACAAGCUACGCUCCUCACAAUGUUCUCGGAUAAAACGAUAUUGGUGGGUCACAGUCUUGAAAGUGAUUUUAAAGCUUUAAGGCUACUCCACGAUACCGUCGUGGAUACCAGCGUCAUGUUUCCGCAUAAAAAUGGAUAUCCGCAAAAAAGGGCACUGAAAAAUCUCAGUUCGGAAUAUCUCAGAAAGCUCAUACAAAAUGAUGUUGGUGGUCAUGACAGUAAAGAAGAUGCCGUUGCCUGUAUGGAAUUAAUUCGCUGGAAAGUGAAGGAGGAAGCGAAAUUACAGUGAAACUGUGCUCUGUUAGGAACAAAUAUUAUCACGUUGUAUGCUAGUUACAACGACACGUUUUUCGCUUUCGUGAUACUAUCGACAAGAUACUGUUAAAGACUGCCAGAGUAAACGGAUUAGUUUUGCGAUUGAUUGUUUGCGGUGAAUUUCACCGGGAAUAAUUAGUAUAAAUUAUAUUAUUAAUAUUAUUUUCUUACAGGUAUUUAUUGUUAAUAUUAUCCGUCUGAUAUAAAUAUUUGAACAAUUAGCCUAACGGGAUAUUGAGUUCAUGAUUUAUUAUUUUUCAUAAAUAAGUAUAUAUAUUUAUGACAUAACAACAUCAUAAUAUCUAUGCGAAACUACAUUUUUUUCGUGGUUAUAAUUAGCGUUUGUUCUGUUUGGACAAUCAAACAGCGAAGUGCAGUUUUAAAUAAAAAACUGAAUAUUAUCGCAUGUGUUUGCACACAUCUACGAAAUAUAUCUAAAUAAAACGUGAAAUGAUAUAAAAUUGUGAAAAAUAAUAAAUUAUUAAUAUAUUAAGUUUAACUAAUUGUUCAAAUUUUGACAGUCACUAAACCUUCCAGGUCAGCACUUCUAGGUCGGUACUUUAAUCGUAUCUUGUCGACAGAGACGCGCUGGCCAGUACUGUUGCGCAUAUUCUACUGCCUACAUACUGCGCACUUUUUAUAUACUGUAUUAUAGCUUGUUGUGUAUAAAUAUGUAAUAUACACUCAUUGUCCUUGAUUCAGGAUUUCUUUUCAGACUAAAUUUGGAAUCUAGCUAAUAAAAUCAUGUCCGCGAUAUCAAUUCGUCAAAUUUAUUAGAGCGUGAAGUAUUAUACGAUAACGAAGAGAUUCAGUGCGGAGAAUUUUGACAUGCAUCACGACAUUUUGAUUAAUAUUUUUGUACUCCCUGUUAUUAUUUAUAUUUUGUAGCAUUAAAAAGACCAGAUAACGUUGUA